Nyctereutes procyonoides (raccoon dog) is the source of this 1302-nucleotide messenger RNA. Its product is annotated as transmembrane protease serine 11B-like. Gene Ontology annotation, cellular component: plasma membrane. NCBI's taxonomy places the organism in Eukaryota, Metazoa, Chordata, Mammalia, Carnivora, Canidae. Gene Ontology annotation, molecular function: serine-type endopeptidase activity. The transcript is spliced from 12 exons. Gene Ontology annotation, biological process: proteolysis. The record is from RefSeq and is a predicted model, not a curated record.
AUGAGUGAUGUGAACAGUGAUAAAGGGCAAGGGGAAAUUAAACCUGAUGGCCUUCAAGAAACUGCCAAGCUGAUUCCCAAAGUGGCUGCACCAAUUUACACUCCCACCGGCUCCUCUACACCAUCAACCCUUGCCAGACAUGAUGUACCAGGUAAAAGGAACUACUAUAACUCCGAAGAGGAAACCCAAAAUGAGUAUAAUUAUUCUCACUGGUAUGGCAUAUCCUCCCAGAAAAGAUCUUGGCCAGUAUGGAUAGUGAUCCUUAUUUUUCUUGGAGUGACAGCAGUCUUGGAAGUAACUAUUCUUGUUCAUUUUCUGGCAGUUAGAAAGAUUUUCAAUUACCAAGGUGAUUUUCAUAUUUCUGGAGUUACAUACAAUGAUAGCUGUGAGAAUGGAGCUUCACAAGUCAGCACAGAUAUGAGCAAAAAUAUAGAGACUAAGAUGUCUGAUGCUUUUCAAAAUUCUAGUAUAUAUAAGGAAUAUAUCAACUCUCAGGUCAUCAAAAUUCUUCCUGAUCGCAAUGGCUCAAAUGUACAGUUGCAGCUGACAUUCAAAUUUCCUCCAGCAAAGAGGAAUAGCAUGAAGACUGAAAUUGAAGCUACCUCAUAUCACAUAUUGAAAGACAACGUGGCAUCCUGGCAUGCAGUCCCUAAUUCCAUUAGACUCAUAGAAAUUAACAAAGCUAAUGUUGAAAUACUUACCAACAACUGUUGUGGAAGACCAACCAACAGUAUCACAGCAGACAACUGAAUUGUGAAUGGGAAGAAUGCUCUGGUGGGGGCAUGGCCAUGGCAAAGCAGCAUGCAAUGGAAAGGUCAACACAAUUGUGUGGCAUCUCUUAUCAGCAGCUGGUGGCUAUUAUUGGCAGUUCACUGCUUUGCUGAGAAAAAUAAUUCAGACGAUCGGACUGUCAGUUUUGGAACUGUAGUAAAUAAAGCAUAUAUAACACAGAAAGUCCAAAACAUUAUUUUUCAUGAAAAUUAUAGCACAGCUGGGGUUUAUAAUGAUAUUGCCCUCAUGCAGCUUGCUGAAGAAGUCUUUUUCACAAAGUACAUUUGUAGGAUUUGUCUUCCUGAAGCCAAAAUGAAGCUCUCAGAAAAUGCCAGUGUUGUAGUUAUAGGAUGGGGAACACUUUAUGUGAACGGUCCCCUUCCAGUGAUACUUCAACAAGCCUCUGUGAAGAUUAUUGACAACAAAGUUUGCAAUGCUCCACAUGCAUUAUCUGGCUCCAUGACUGACAAAAUGCUAUGUGCUGGAUUUAUGUCAGGAAAAGCUAAUGCAUGUCAGAUUCCGCAUAAGUGA